Schistosoma mattheei is the source of this 1302-nucleotide messenger RNA. The record is from the annotation of a GenBank genome assembly. NCBI's taxonomy places the organism in Eukaryota, Metazoa, Platyhelminthes, Trematoda, Strigeidida, Schistosomatidae.
AUGGAAUCUAACUAUUCUCCAGAUAUAGGCAAAUUGAUUAUAAAAGUUUAUGCAAGUUUACUAUUAUUAUUUGGUCUACCUGGUAAUAUUAUUAGCGCUAUUAUAAUGGGAGGUGAUCGGUCAAAUCGUUUGACAACUCGUUUAAUUAUUAUUAUUCUAGCUAUAGCCGAUAAUUUGGUCUUAUUAACUGCUGUAUUACGUUAUUGGUUAAUGGAAGUUUGUGGAUGGGAUUUACGUUCAACUGGUCCAUUAACUUGUAAAAUUCAUGUUUUUGCUGUAGGAUUUUCAACAGAUUUUGCUGUUGGUGUAUUAUGUGCUGUUGCAGUCGAGCGGUUACUUGUUGUUACCCUACCUUAUAAAGCAUCUAAAUUAGUAACAUUAAAUUCUGUGAUAAUUGGUAUGAUAUGUUUUGCUUUAAGUGUAGCUAUAAAAAAUUCACCACACUUUUGGAUGAUGGGUGAACAUAAAUCACAACAAUCUCAAAUAGAUUCAAUAAAUUUGUACAAAAUUAAUCAAACCAGAACGAGUGGGACCAUUAACACACAUAAAAUGUUUAUAGAAAACUCAACUAAAAAGGAAUCAUUUAAAUGUACAUUUGUAUCAGAAUAUGAAUUUAUUUUUAGAAUUUUUAUGAAGUUCGAUCUUAUAAGUUUUGCAGUUCUUCCUUAUUUAAUAUUAUUUACAAGUAAUGUAAUUAUUUAUAUAAAAUUGCGUAAUCAACGUCGGUUGAUGAGAUGUCAUGCCAAUACUACAUCUAUGGUUAGUAAUACAACUAAUACAAACAUAUCUAAUAGUAUACAUUCAAGUAAACUACAACGUAAAUUAGAUCGAAAAUCAAUUAAUCAACCAGAAUCAACAAAUCAACUACAAUAUGGAGAUACACGAUGCAAACGUUCAACUCGUCGACCAGAAGGUGUCAUCAAAUUAUUAACGGCAUUAACUAUAAUUCAUGUUAUUUGUACAUUACCAGGCACAAUUUUUACUUUUCUGUCAUCUUAUUUCAAUUAUUUUCACAAUAUGCCAAAACAUACUCAUGAUCAAAUUAAAUAUGGUUUAGUUAUGUUAAUAUUUACAAAUAAUGCAAUUAAUUUCUUCGGUUAUUGCAUUUCUUGUACAACAUUUCGUCAAACAAUUAUUCGUAGUUUAAAUCAUUUAUGUCAUUGGAAAACGAAUUGUCAUAAAAGAAAACAAAAUAAUGAAAUACGGGAUAAUAAUAACAAUAAUAAUGGGAAAUAUAAACCAAUGGACCAAAAAAUCAUAGAUAAUGUCAGCUUAAUAAAAAAACAAGACCAAUAUACAUGA